AGAGGGAGAGAGAGAAAGAGGGAGGAGGGGAGAGGGAGGGGAGGGGAAGGCCCCACCAUGAUGUGCGAGGUGAUGCCGACCAUCAGCGAGGACUCGCUGACGCAGCGCGGCUCCCAGUUCGGCCCCGAGACCGAGGCCAACUUCGAGCAGCUGAUGGUCAAUAUGCUGGACGAGCGGGACAAGCUGCUGGAGACCCUGCGGGAGACCCAGGAGUCGCUGACCCUCAGCCAGGCCCGGCUGCUGGAGGCCGCGCACGACAGGGACUCCCUGCAGAGACAGCUCAACACCGCCUUACCCCAGGAGUUCGCAGCACUUACAAAAGAAUUAAAUGUAUGCAGAGAACAGCUGCUAGAAAGAGAGGAAGAAAUAUCUGAACUGAAAGCAGAAAGAAAUAAUACUCGGUUGCUGUUAGAACACCUCGAAUGCCUCGUCUCCAGACACGAGCGGUCACUCAGAAUGACCGUAGUGAAGAGGCAAGCUCAGUCACCAGCAGGUGUAUCUAGUGAAGUAGAAGUUCUUAAAGCACUCAAAUCAUUGUUUGAACACCACAAAGCUUUAGAUGAAAAGGUACGGGAGAGGCUACGAGUAGCAUUAGAAAGAGUUAGUGCAUUAGAAGAGGAAAUAGCAGUUCGAGAGAAAGAGAUUUCAUUCUUAAAAGAGCAAAAUUCACAUGCUCCUAAAAAAGGUGCAGCUAUGGAUGGAAUAGAAGAUGGUGGCCAUGGAUAUGAUAAUAUUCCAAGUACAAAUGGCAUGAGAUUAUCUAAUAGCUCUAUAAGUCACGAUGAAGAUUUGAUUAAAGUAAUAGAACUACAGGAAGUAGUGGAUAAACAAAACAAAGAACACGGGCAGCUGAAGGAUCGACUCGCUGCUCUUUCCAGUAGAGUCUCAGAACUUGAAGAGGAUCUGGAUACAGCCCGUAAAGACUUGAUCAAGUCUGAAGAAGUGAACACUAAACUCCAGAGGGACUUGCGUGAGGCUAUGGCUCAGAAAGAUGAUAUGGAGGAAAGAAUAACAACUCUUGAAAAACGCUACCUCAGUGCACAGCGUGAAGCUACAUCCGUACAUGAUCUCAACGAUAAACUUGAAAAUGAGCUUGCCAAUAAAGAUGCUAUGUACAGACAGAGUGAAGAAAAGAACCGUCAGUUGCAAGAACGCCUGGAACUAGCUGAACAGAAGCUGCAGCAAACUCUCAGGAAAGCAGAAACUCUGCCAGAGGUAGAAGCAGAAUUGGCACAAAGGGUAGCAGCGCUUAGCAAGUCUGAUCCUUCCCUUUCUUCUGAAGAUUCUACUGUUAUGGAAGCUAGACUGGUGGAACUGAACGCCAUGCUUAGGAAGGCCGAGGAAAGGCAUGGGAACAUUGAAGAAAGGUUACGGCAGCUGGAGGCACAGCUAGAAGAAAAGAAUCAAGAAUUACAACGAGCUCGACAGAGGGAAAAGAUGAACGAAGAACAUAAUAAACGCUUAUCAGACACCGUAGAUAAACUUCUUUCUGAGUCCAAUGAAAGACUUCAGCUUCAUCUAAAAGAACGGAUGGCAGCAUUAGAGGAAAAGAACGCCCUUAUUCGAGAACUAGAAAAUACAAAGAAACUCAUUGAAGAAACACAACAUGAGAAGGAGCAAGUGUUAGUUGAAAUUGAGACCAUGCGGUCUGAAAAUGAGCAGUGGAGAGUGAAACCUGCACCUUUUGGAGAUUCUCUACAUCAUAGCAGGUCACAUUUAGGUAGCACCCCAGACUUUAGGUUCCCACUAGCAUCUACAACAGUGGUGGACAAUCAUCCAGAACCAUAUGUCAGCGCACCAGUAUUACGUAGGACUCAGAAAGGCCGUUUAGCUGCUUUACGAGAUGAGCCUUCAAAGCAGGUUCAGACACUAAAUGAGCAAGAAUGGGAGCGUGCACAACAGGCCAGUGUCCUGGCUCACGUAGCUCAGGCUUUCGAGAGUGAUGCAGAAGUAUCAGAUGCAGAAGAUGAUCGGGAGACUAUUUUCAGCUCGGCUGAUCUCUUGUCGCCAAGUGGCCAGGCUGAUGCCCAAACGCUUGCCAUGAUGCUUCAGGAACAAUUGGAUGCCAUCAAUAACGAAAUAAGGCUGAUCCAAGAAGAAAAGGAGUCGACACAGCAGCGAGCGGAGGAAAUUGAGAGCCGUGUAGGCAGUGGAAGCCUUGAUGGUCUGAACCUUUGUCGGUUUAGGUCUGCGGGGACCCUCCCUGCCUCAUUCACUACUUCCUCCCACGCCAGUUCCUCACCGCCAGGCAGUGGGCACUCGACCCCUAAACGAGCCCCUCGCAGCCCAGCUCACGAGGUCGAGCGGCUGGGAGCCAUGACUCUUCCUAGUGAUUUAAGGAAACUACGUAGGAAGUCUCCAAUAAUGAAAGAUGAUUUCCGAGAAGAUAAAACCACCAUCAAGUGUGAAACGUCACCGCCCUCCACACCUCGGUCCAUUCGGCUGGACAGAAUUAAUCAAGGUGUUUUGUUUACAAUGAGUCAGGAAGAUAUCCGGGAUAUACGAAGUUCGACUGGGUCACAGGAUGGCCAGGUCAGCAAUCCCAGCAGUAGCAACAGCAGCCAAGAUUCCCUUCACAAAGCCCCCAAGAAGAAGAGUAUAAAAUCUUCCAUUGGGCGUCUGUUUGGUAAGAAAGAAAAAGGUCGGCUCGGACAGACCAUCAGAGAUCCAACGGGACAAGCUGGCACGCCAGACAUGGAAGCCUCGCCUCAGGAUGCCUUAGGACUUAGUAAACUUGGUGGCCAGGCAGAAAAAGAUAGAAAAAUGAAGAAGAAUAAUAAAUCUGGGACGGAGUUGUUGGAGGAAGCACGGAGGCAAGGCUUGCCAUUUGCAUUAUGGGAUGGGCCUACUGUAGUUGUGUGGCUGGAGCUUUGGGUAGGAAUGCCAGCCUGGUACGUGGCAGCCUGCAGGGCCAAUGUUAAAAGUGGUGCUAUCAUGUCAGCCUUGUCAGACACCGAAAUACAGCGCGAGAUUGGCAUCAGCAACCCUCUCCACAGGUUAAAACUCCGUCUCGCGAUCCAAGAGAUGGUGUCGCUAACCAGUCCUUCAGCACCUCCAACGUCUCGAACGUCUACUGGAAAUGUCUGGUUGACACAUGAAGAGAUGGAAAAUCUUGCUGCUACGCCGCAAACGACUUUAGCAUACGGGGACAUGAAUCACGAGUGGAUUGGCAAUGAGUGGCUUCCUAGCUUGGGUUUGCCUCAAUAUCGCAGUUACUUCAUGGAAUGUCUUGUUGAUGCUCGAAUGCUGGACCAUUUGACAAAGAAGGAUCUUCGGGGACAACUCAAAAUGGUCGAUAGUUUUCACAGAAAGAGCCUACAUUGUGGAAUAAUGUCUUUAAAGAGAUUAAACUAUGAUCGACAAGAACUGGAAAGGAAGCGAGAAGAAGCUCAGCACGAUAUCAAAGAUGUUAUGGUGUGGACCAACGAACGAGUAAUUCGCUGGGUGCAGUCAAUUGGGCUUAAAGAAUAUUCAAAUAACCUUUUAGAAAAUGGAAUUCACGGCGGAUUGAUUGCUCUCGACGAACUCUUCGAUCACAAUGCAAUAGCUUUGUUGUUACAGAUACCAACACAGAACACACAGGCUCGACAGUCACUGGAGAGAGAGUUUAACAACCUCUUGGCUCUAGGAACAGACAGGAGGCUAGAUGACGAUGACGAAAAGGGUUUCAGAAGAGCUCCUUCCUGGAGAAAGAAGUUUCGACCAAAGGAUGUGAGGGGUAUGACGCCGGGAUCAGCAGAGACGCUACCUGCUAAUUUUAGAGUUACCUCAACAAUGUCCUCACCCUCCAUGCAGCCAAAGAAGAUGCAGACAGAUGAUGAUUAUGCAGCAUUUGAAAAUCUUGGUGCAGAAGACGAAUGCCACAUGAAUUCCUGGUAAAAGCCGAAGGGUUUAUGAUGCAGCAAUAUUCCUAAUGUGGAACUUAAUAUUUUACUACAAGAGAUUUUAAUUAGUUGAACCACAGCUCAUGAAUACUUUAGAAAUAAUAUUUUAGGAUAAAUGUUUCUUAUAUUUAUGUAAACGUAUUUCAAUGUUUGAUUUGUUUUAGAUCUGGCAUCUAGCUUCAACUGUGUACCCUUGCUAUAAAUCUGUACACAUUUAUAAUUAUGUAAAAUUCUUUCCUACAUCCACUUUCUUCACUCUUGAUUAUUUUUUCAAGAAAAUGUAUCAUAUGUCUGUACGUAUUCAUCCCUAUGAAAAAUCAUAGGGGCUUUUGUAAAUCAUUAUUGUAAUUACUACAAAUAUUCAAUUUUUUUUAUAAACGCGAGGACAAACAUGGGUAUGAAAACAUUUUCCUUCUGGUUCUCCACCGCCCCCCCCCCUCCCCCACCCCACCCCCAAGAGAAGCAACUGCAUGCUGACGGUACCAAAUGUGUUGAUGUUGUGAGAGUCUGAAGACCGUAACAAAAACCUUUUUUUAAUAAAAAAAACUCUGUCCUCAUUUUUAAAACUGUAAAUGCUUGUCCAUUUUUCAGUGUGAUUCAUAAUGAAUAGAUAAAUAUAAGUAAGAAAGCCAUAUAUAUAUAUGAUAACUGAGGAAAAGUAGGACUAAAUCUAAUUAAGACCUACAGUAUAUUCUACCUGCUAUGAAAAUAUUCAUGCCCUCUUCUCCCUCCCCCUUCCCUACUUACUUAAAAUAAGGUUGGUACAACUUUUCGGUAGCACAGUGUCAAUUUGGGGUCAGGAAUCUUGAAUCUGAAAAGCAUAAGAGAAAGGUUACCUUUUAAAAUGAAAGCCUUACUUUUUCCUGAAACGUGGCUCCCCCUUUUUCAUCCCUUUCUCUAAUCUUGAUGAUGUGCAUUUGACUUCAACGUCGACAUUUGUCGAGAGGGUAGGGAAUGUUUGUCUUGACUUCACCCGCGAGAGUGUUCAGUAUUUUUAAAUAAUAAUCAUCAACUUGUCAGCUGCAGUUCUGUUGGUAUCAUGGUGGCUUUUAUA
Callorhinchus milii (elephant shark) is the source of this 4938-nucleotide messenger RNA. RefSeq names its product liprin-alpha-1. The transcript has 30 exons. Gene Ontology annotation, cellular component: presynaptic active zone. The coding region runs from base 58 to 3879 and encodes 1273 amino acids. The record is from RefSeq and is a predicted model, not a curated record. Gene Ontology annotation, biological process: synapse organization. Lineage: Eukaryota; Metazoa; Chordata; Chondrichthyes; Chimaeriformes; Callorhinchidae. Gene Ontology annotation, molecular function: protein binding.